AUGAAAAACACCCUCCUUUUGCUGUCGGCACAAGCUGCUCUUGUAGCCGGGCAGUGUCCCAAUCUCCACAUCUUUGGGGCUCGAGAGACCACCGUGUCGCCGGGCUUCGGCUCAGCUGGACAGCUCAUUAACAUGAUUAUCAACGCCAACCCUGGAGCUACCUCUGAAGCUAUCACCUAUCCUGCGUGCGGUGGUCAAGCGUCGUGUGGUGGCAUCGCCUAUGGUGACUCAGCUAGACAGGGCACCAAUGCUGUAGCGAGCCAGGUCAACAACUUCCAUCAGAGAUGCCCAAACGCCCAAAUCGUCCUCGUCGGAUACUCACAGGGCGGUCAAAUUAUGGACAAUGCACUUUGCGGUGGUGGUGAUCCCGGGGCCGGCAUCACUAGCACAGCUGUUCCAAUCUCGGCCAGUGCUGUCAAUAUGAUCAAGGCGGCCAUUUUCAUGGGUGAUCCAAGAUGGCAGUACGGCCUUGCGUAUCAAGUCGGCACCUGCCGUGCCGGCGGUUUCGAUGCUCGCCCUUCUGGAUUCGUCUGCCCCAACGCGAGCAAGAUCCAAUCCUACUGUGACGCCGCAGACCCCUACUGCUGUACUGGUAACAGUCAAGCUACCCACCAGGGCUAUGUCGGCGUCUACGGCCAACAGGCUCUUACCUUCAUCAACAGCAAGCUUGGCUCCAGCAACGGCGGAGGCAACACCGGAGGAGGAAACACUGGAGGAGGCAACACUGGUGGCGGCAGCAACUGCUCGGCAAAAUGGGGCCAAUGCGGUGGCCAAGGAUGGACUGGACCAACUUGCUGCCAAUCGGGAAGUACUUGUCAAGCGCAGAACCAAUGGUACUCUCAGUGCUUGUAA
Molecule: messenger RNA, 852 nt
Organism: Scedosporium apiospermum
Lineage: Eukaryota; Fungi; Ascomycota; Sordariomycetes; Microascales; Microascaceae
Product: Acetylxylan esterase
Exons: 3
Coding region: 1-852 (283 amino acids)
Biological process (GO): carbohydrate metabolic process
Cellular component (GO): extracellular region
Molecular function (GO): hydrolase activity; cellulose binding
Source: RefSeq, a predicted model, not a curated record